Messenger RNA from Mercenaria mercenaria, 724 nucleotides. RefSeq names its product peritrophin-44-like. Gene Ontology annotation, cellular component: extracellular region. Lineage: Eukaryota; Metazoa; Mollusca; Bivalvia; Venerida; Veneridae. The coding region runs from base 108 to 533 and encodes 141 amino acids. The transcript is spliced from 4 exons. The record is from RefSeq and is a predicted model, not a curated record. Gene Ontology annotation, molecular function: chitin binding.
AUGAUUGCAAAAACUCACUGCAACGGUAAUAUAAAGCUAGGUCCACUAGGAACAGUCGGUGGAGAUACAUUUGACAUUUUCAGCGUUAAUAAUCAGAAUAUAUCAGAAUGAAUAAUUUAGUGAUCUGCAUUGUGGUACUAUCAGCUUUUGUCGGCUAUGCAUCGGCAGUAAAUUGUACAACAUUAGCUGACGGCAAUUAUGAACUUGGCUGCAAGUCUUUCGCAAAAUGUGUGAGAGGCCAGUCCUCCAUAGUGGACUGCCCAGAAAAAAUGGUGUACAACAACAACACUGGAAUGUGUGACGACCCUGCGAACGUGCCGCCCCCAUGUGGAAAUCUCAUUGACUGCUCCAGUACUGCCGAUGGACAGUAUGCCGAUAAGGAUCAAAACUGCAAGACAUGGUACACGUGCAAUGAUAACAAAUUUUUAGGACACAAUUUCUGCCCUGAAGGAACAGUAUUUGACGAGAAUUUGCACACGUGCAACUGGGAGAAUGCUGUACCACCGCCCUGUGGAACUCUAGCAGGAAAAUAGAUUAGUCAAAGACAAUUUCAGAGAUUAAACGUUCAUUGCUGUGAUGUUUAUACUAAUUAAUUAUUAAUGAUCAACUCUUUCGAUAUCGGAAAAUUAGGAUUACAAAAUUAAUACAUUUCAUACUUGCACUGUUAUUUAAACAAAUCUGUUAGCUGUACAAAAAUAUUCAAAAUUAAACUAUAUCUGGACUA